This is a messenger RNA of Oreochromis aureus, 7031 nucleotides long. It is a transcript of the gene c10h5orf24, whose product is annotated as chromosome 10 C5orf24 homolog. NCBI's taxonomy places the organism in Eukaryota, Metazoa, Chordata, Actinopteri, Cichliformes, Cichlidae. The record is from RefSeq and is a predicted model, not a curated record. Bases 350 to 973 code for a protein of 207 amino acids. The transcript has 2 exons.
AGUUCAGGAGGAGGGGAAGGAGAAUAACCUCUUCACAUCCCCAGUUUGCUGUUGUGCGCAUGCUCAGACUGCGCUGCUGUCUUAUUAAUUUUUAAUGGAAAAUGGCUGCGUUUCUUAUCCAAACCGCUGGAGCUGGGAGAUGAAAAAAGGAACCAUCUAGCUGACCACAUCUCACCUCUCACCGUCGCUCGCGUCGAAACUACCCGAUGCGGUGAUCGUGUGUUAGCGAACCGAUGUCCUGUGGCGAGAAAAUAUUCUGGAAAAUGGAUCGACUCGCGCUUUGAGGGGGAUGAAAGAUCAUUUUGCUCCUUAACCCUUUCUGCUCCGAGAUCUGCGAACAAUCGAGAAGAUGAUGCGCCAGGUGACAACCAGUGACUUCUGCAUGAACAGCAGGCCGUCGUGCCUAGCAGAGGACAGCCACCACCCCACUGCUCACUUUGACCUGUGCACCUCACAGGCCAGCAAGUUCUACCCUCCUCCCCCUCCAUCAUCCCUCCAGAUGACACUGGCUCCCAUGGCCUUACCCACCCAGAGCCACAAGCCCAUGGUGUGCCAGAGACAGGAAGUUCUUGGGGGUGACCCCCGCUCGCCUGGAAAGCUAGCAGGCUUAAAAAACACCAAUCAAGCAACAGAUGAUGCCAAGAAGAAGAACAAGUCUGUCGGGAAGACGGGCAGACGUGGGAGGCCUUUGGGAACCACCAAGCUAGCUGGUUACAGAACCAGCACAGGGCGACCACUCGGUACCACCAGAGCUGCCGGGUUCAAGACGAGUCCGGGAAGGCCGCUCGGUACGACCAGAGCGGCAGGGUAUAAGGUCAGCCCCGGGAGGCCUCCUGGCAGCAUCAAGGGCCUCUCUCGCCUCAACAAACUGGUUCACAGUAGCACUUGCAGCGGAGCAGCUUUCCCCUAUCCACUACCACACAAAGAAAUCCUCUGUGAACCUUCCUGCAAAGAGAAGCCCGCUAAUGAGUAAAGCCUGUACCCCGUUUCUACUUCACCCUUCGUCUCUGGAAUAACAGACAGACACGCACAGGUUUCCUGCCACAUAUUGAGGGUGAUUGCAAACUUUCCUAGUCUGCUGUGAGGCAGAGAGAGAGGAGGAUUUUUCUAUUAUUCGUGUUUGUGUCUUUUGUGUGCCUGCCACCUGAUAAAAUUACUGUUUUUCAGUGCUAGAGAUCUAUAGUGUGCGAAAGGUUUCACUACACAGUGUACACAUUGCUGUAUCUGUUUUCUGGGGAGAAAAAAAUACCAGAUAUUCAUUGAACAAGAGGCUUUUAUCCAGCAGCUACUGUGGUAGUUAAGUCUUAGAGUGUUACAUGUAGCAUUUUAACGCCAACAAAUGUUGGAAACUUGGGCUGUCCUGUCAGAUUUUCUCUUCACAAUUAUUGCCGAUAACGACAAUAUUAUUGCAAUUUUGCAAGUUCAUCUAUACCGUUGUCUAUUGCAUAAUUUCUUUUAAGGCAAUUUAAUUAAAUCUCCAAAUAAAUGGAGGUAGCAAGAGAGUGUGUAACCAUAGCCAUGCAAAAGCAUAGAAUAAGAACAGCUACACAAUAAUGUUUGAUGUGAUAUUGAUAAUUUAUUUUUAAAUGUCAUGGUUAUCGGGGAAACCUCUCAUGGAAACGAUUCAAAAUCUUGUUCGAUGUAAACAAGGACAUUAUUGCUGAAUUGCUGAACUGCAGCUUGUAAUUUAAAUGAGCUGCCAUCAUGAAAAACAGGCAGGUUGAUAGGAAGUAAAGAAAUAUAGUUAUAGAGGAAAGGUUGGUAGUCUAGUGGUGUGCUCAGUGGCACUUCAAAAGUAGAAAUCUAAAUAUUUAUCCAGCAUCCCAGAACUAAAAUCUGACCGAUCCAGUUCCACUCAGCUCCUCAUGUAACACACAAAAAAUGUAACUCCUCCUAAAAACAGAUUUUAUUCUCUAAAUGUCACAUUGCAAAAUAUCUACAUAUUAUUUGCAUGCAAAACCACUGACUCAACAUGCAGAUCGUUGUUAUCCAGCUAAGGUUUUGUUUGUAUUUUUUUUAAACUAAAAGUAUAAAACUUAAAAAAAAAUGUAUACACCUUCACAGCAACACCCUUCGUCUCUGAUGACCUGCUACAAAUUGGCUAAAGUGGACUGUGGUUGCCUUUUUUGUUACAUAUUCGGCACAGAGAAGCUGUAGACAUUUGGAUGGAUGGUGUUUUUGUACUUGAUCACUCUUCACGGCCACUAGAUAGUCCCAGCAACCUGCUGGCUUAUUUGUGGUGGGACUUGUUUCUCCACUCUCUGCUUUUAUCUGCUAUUCUUUUGCAAAUUUCAGCACAAAUACCAAAAUAAUCAUUUUUUUAAUGCACUCUUUUUCUACACAGCUUACUUUUACAAGAACGGCAAACUUAAUGUCUUAAAAAAGCAACAUGCCCAUUUAAAAAUAUGACCUUCCUCACUGUUCCUGCUCUGGAACAACUUUUAGACAUGUUUUGUUUCGUUUUUAGGAGGCACUCGUGUUUGAAACGCAGCUUAAAUGUCCUUAUAUUGAUCUAAAAGCUUCAUUUUUGGCUUUGCAUUUAUCACUCCUACAGCAAAAUGUAAACCCGUGUGACUGUUUUUAGUGUGUAGAUGUCUGUAUAAAGUAAGAGAAAGGGUACACUGCUUUAUUCUAAAAGGCUCACAUUGUAGAGGAAAAUCUGUUACCUACUAUUGUGUUCUUGUUUUGUGUCAAACCACAGGGUCCAUUAGUUGGUGUAAAAUAAUGAAAACUUGCGCUAGUGUUACAUUUGUCCCAAGAUAGUGAACAGAUUCACAGAUAUUCAGAAUCUCAUCUGCUAUGAAUGUGUUGCUGAAUGUAGUUCGAUUGAUAUGACUUUUAAAAGUUUGUGUUAAACACUUUUACCCAGCUAAAGACUCAAAGGUCUUAUUGGCAUCCUUGCUCACAGAACAGAAAAUACACUGCCUGUCAAAAAAAAAAAAAAAAUCUAAUAAUUUCUUGCACUGCCUUUUUAGCUUUGAUGACAGCUGGCAUUCACCAUGGCAUUGUUUCGAUAAGCUUAUGCAGCGUCACCAAGUUUUUGUCCGUACACAGUUGCAUGCUCCUGCAGGGUUAUGAAAGCCUGAAAUAUGAAAUAAUUGCUAGAAAGUUCUUUAAAUUUUUUGAAAAUGGAGAGUUUAUUGAACUAUCUAGCAAAUUUGUUUGAAAAAUGAAAUACAUUUUAAUUUCUAUAUAUGACUUUUAAUUUAUAUUGUGUUUGCUACAUCUUGCUUCAAAGGAAAUGCUUAAAAAUGCAUUUUUUUAGGUUUGUUAUUGGGAAAAAAUCACACUGAUGAUAUAACUCACAAAAAACUGAAUGUAUGUAAUAUGAAACAAUAGGCGUUAAAGGGUUAAAUCUGGCAAUUUUUCCAUUGCUGAGUAUAUCUUUAUACUUCCUACGAAAUUGAACCCUUUCCUACCCGAUUACGCUCAUUGACAAGUGGUUUUGUUUAGUCCUGUUCUUUUUACUCUGUUCUUACUGCCUUACUGUAAUGCGAACUUGGAAAGCCCCUACCCAGUUUUAGUAGUUUUAUCAGUCUCUUUAGUUGUUUUCUUUGCUUGAAAGAAGCCAAUAAUUCGACCCUUCCAACAUUCUUGAAUGAAAAAUGAGAAACUACUAAUAGUUUGGGUUAAAUAGUCUGCUGUCAGCUGAAAUAUGUUAAACACUGCAGUAAUUAUUCAAUAGAAGGCUCUUCCUGUUUUGUUUUAUUUUGCUUAGUAAAAUGUGCUUUUUUUGGCCAGGCAGUGUAUGGACAAAAUGCUGAAAGUAAACAAAUGAGACCAUCUAAUGAGGCUGUCUCCCACUACAGGCCUCUAGGUUUUAGUGGGAAAUCUGCAGAGAGAGGGCGCUGUUCCUCCACAGGAAAGACGAGCUGAUUGCAACAUUUGGUGAUCACACCAUCACUGCUGUGAGACUCACAGCAAAUCAUCACUUAAAAUGUAACGUUCUAACGGAAAAGUUUAAGAAGCUCAUUAUUUUUUAAGUGAUGACAAAGUCCAAUCAUGCUUAUUGUUUAAGGUUAGUAUUUAUUAUGCAUUUUUAGGUAUAUUACCAUAACCCUGUAACGCACUUGAAGCCGACUGUUGGCGAAAGCGAUGUUUUCUGAAAUGCCAGUUUAGUAUAAAUGUAAGAUGCACAAAGCUUUAUUGGUUUAAUAUUUGUGACUUUACAACACGUGUAAUACACAUAUAGUUAAUGAGAAUUUUGAUGCAAAAUGACCAAUUGGCUAUGUAACUACUUGCCACUAUAAUUUUUUUAUUUAAUCAUUCAGCAAAUAAUAAUUUUUGGUCUUUAAAAUGUUCCCUACGGAACAUUCACUUUUUAAUUGUAUUAUUCAUUUAUGGGUGGAUUUAAAUCCAGAGAGUGGAGAAAGUGAAACAGUUUCACUAAGUCGCUCUGCUAUGAUAACAUUUAAAAUAGUUACAUUUGGUGCAAUAAUCUGUUGUAUGUAUUGUACUGUGGAAACUUUGAUACUAUCACUUUUUAUCAUUGUAUUUUUAAACUUGUGUAUAAGGCCUUUUAUCAUUGGUUUGUUGACGUGCGUAGUGUUAUCAGAGGUAAUUCAUACAAACAUCCUCUUCACCCUCCUUUACCAAAGAAUAUGAUCUCAUCUGACUUGAUCUAAAAAUACUCAAACAACCUCACAAAACAGCCGUAGCGUGAAAAUGUAAAUGGAAGGUAAAAAAGAAACAAACCACUAACUCAUAAAAGAUGAUUGUUUGGCUUCAUCGUUACAUUGUUACAUCUGGGAGAGUAUGUGUUUAAAAUGAGCACACUGUAAAUUAGUACACGUUGAUAAUACAAACUUUACUUUUCAUUGUUUUCUAUUUAUAUGUUAAAUUGCUUCAAAAUUAGACUUCUUUUUAUCCAUAAUUCUUAUAUAGCCAUGUUUGAUAUUUACCUGAUAUUUUCCAUUGAGAUUAUGGUGGAAAUGGUGCCUGGUUUUCUCAUGAUCUGACCUUCUUUUUUUUUUGCACAGUAUUUGUGGCUAGUGUUUGUUAAAUUGUUAUUAUUUGUUUCUAACCCUGAUAGGAUCAAAAUAACUGGGGAGCUUUUCUCACAGCAGACAUUUUGAUAUAUGACACAGCAGGAAAAGCGUAAAUAAGAGCAUACACAAUGGUCAUUGUGAAGUUUGCUCGCAGUGACUUAAACUGAGAUUUGAAGACAUGUUAAGGUUGCUUAUAACGUGUAAGUCACCUUUUAGUAAAAGCUGUGAAAUAUGGCCUUUUGUUACUGCUCUUCAAUCUUCUGGGUAGCUUCUGUUCUUAUAACAUCUGCAACUCACUGAAAAAGUGAACUGUGUUUCUUCAGAUUAUAGGAUGACUGUGUGUUUUGCCUCAUGUGCAACACACACACACACACACACACAAAAUUUGCUUUGUUCACUUUUAGCAGCUCCAAAAGACCUUUACAUCUUGCUAGUUUGCUAUUAGCGGCUAAAAGCUAGAUAUUUGCACACAGACAGCGAGGUUUUGGAAACGUUGCGUUUUUUAAAAUCUGUUAAAAACAACAGUAUUUCACAGCUAAACACCCAGAUUAUGUGUAAAAAAAACCCUCAUCAGGCAUAUUCACAUUUUUAUUGAAAGAGCUUAGCUUGCUCUCAUAUGCAUUUUUUUAGCAAGUAAGGGGGAAACUGUUAUCUGGAUUGAAAUCCAAUAAUUAUGUCACUACAAAUGUCAUUGGGGGGUGGGGGGUUUGGUCAUAAAGAAGCUAAAUGUUUAAUGAGUAUUUUAAAAAACUGCUGUGGUAGAACAUACAUAUAUGGACAAAAGGUUGGUCACCUGCAUGUUAUAUCUAAAGGGGCUUUUUGUGUUUGGCAACCCAUGCCUUGAACUCCCAGUUCAGCUUUCUGUGCCGAUGUUAAUACUAGAAAAGCUUUGGAGCGCGGCAGAGACAGCAGAGCGUUGGUGACUGUUAAACACUAUGCCUCCUCUGCUCUUACUACUUCAUGACUGAGUUGCUGUGGUUCCUAAACGCUUCCACUUUGCAAUAAAACCACUUACAGCUGAUUGUUGAAUAUAUCUAGUUGUUAUAUCUAGACUUGUUACACAGGUACCACAGCACUACGCUUGAAUGCAGUGAGCUCUUCAGAAUGACUCAUUCUUUCACAAAAGGCAGACUGCGUGGGUAGGUGCUUGAUUUUACACACCUGUGGCAAUGAGACUGAAAGUUGUGGCUCAAUGCGUUUGUCCAUAUAGUGUGUUUAUAGUGUAUGCAACUAAGGAAAACCCCCAAAACAUGUUUCAGCUCUUUAAAAAAGACAGGAAGCUUAUUGUGUUACAGGCGUUAAAAGAACAGAAGGUAAUUAUAACAACCGUUAUCUUAAUUAUCUCAAGCUUUGAUAUUUUUAAGUAUAGAUAUAUGCUGAGGCUGGGAUUAGAGAUGCUUGUGGUUGACUCUCAAGUAUUUGACCUUUCAAAGUCAGAAUUUAGGUAAGACACUUUCUGCACCUUUACAGAUUUUCUCUGAAUGGUAAGAAUUUAAGGGAAUGAAAUGAUAAACGUCCAAUGAUCCCAGAGCGCCCUGACUUUCUUUGUGCGUCUGUUUUACUGUAGCUUUUAUUUCUUUUGUAGAAUUGAUGUACAAAAGAAAAAAAGGACAAGGUGUUAUGGUAAUAAUUUCUGAUGUGUAAUUUUUUUUACUUCUAAAGAGGACAUCAAAUAAGGGAUAAGGAAUUGAUGGUGAAUUUGUUGACAUUCCUGGCAUUUUAAACUUUAAUAUUCCAAAUGAACUCAAUGCUGACGCAGUGCACAGUUAUGUAUAGUUAAUUGCUGACUUCAUUACCCUAUAAUGAGUGUUUUUGUUUCUUUCACCCUCUUCAGCAUUCAGUCAACACACGGUCUUUCGUAGAUAAUGAUUUUUAAAAAUUACCUCACAUUUUGAGUGUUUUUGAGACGAUGAUCAGAAGUCCAGUUAUUCCUGAAGUGUGAUUGGAGAAGCGUGUAAAGCUUUGUAUAAUUCCCAUUUUAUUCCUGCAUGAUUGUUGUGGAAUGUUUAAACAAGUUGUGUAAUAAAUCUGAAAGUAACACUG